Messenger RNA from Magallana angulata, 7938 nucleotides. RefSeq lists its product as uncharacterized. The transcript is spliced from 52 exons. Gene Ontology annotation, biological process: germ-line stem cell division; transposable element silencing. Gene Ontology annotation, molecular function: ATP binding; nucleic acid binding; metal ion binding. The record is from RefSeq and is a predicted model, not a curated record. NCBI's taxonomy places the organism in Eukaryota, Metazoa, Mollusca, Bivalvia, Ostreida, Ostreidae. The coding region runs from base 114 to 6362 and encodes 2082 amino acids.
GAACGUUAAAAAGCGUGGCUGAAAGUGAAAGAAAACGGCAAAAAGACAUGCACGCCUGCAACAUUUUACUAUAAUACUGGAGAAAAAAUGCAUGGAUUAUGGAGAAAUGAAAGAUGUCUAAAGUACAGAUAGAAAUCUUUGAGGUGAGGACCCCUAGUUUGUUUUACGGCCGGGAAGUAAAUGACAGUGAUGAUGCCUCUUCAGAGAGAAUUUUGUUUCACCAGCUUCAUCAAAAUAUCAACGAUCAAUUCAACAACCCUCAGAGUUGUGGACUAUCAUACCAGCCAUCAAAGAAUGAGGUUUGCAUUGGAAGAACAGCGGAGAAAGUUUGGUGUAGGGUGAGGGUUGAGGACAUGUACAGAAGACAGAGGGGUCAUGAGGCCAAGUGUUUUCUCCUAGAUUUUGGAACAAUAGAAAUGAUUCCAUUUCAGUGGUUGCGGAGAGCCAGCCCUAGCCACCAUUCCGUGCCAUACCAGGUGAAAUCCUAUGGUCUGUAUGGUAUUCAGGCACUGACGCUGGCUGUCCAAGGAGACCUCUCCUGUCAUAUGGAGCCUUGUGUUUCAUGGGAUGAAUCAGCAACAGAGUAUUUUAGAAAAUGUCUUCAAAUGACAGCAUUGUACUUCGUUGAAGUUCAACAGGAAGACGCCAAUAAAAUAGAAGUUAAUUUGUACCUGGCAAUAGGAAAUCAAGAAAUUUGUGUAAAUGAUGAACUUAUAAAGAAAGAGUAUGCUGUCAAGAGGGAGCCAGGGGAUAUCCAGAGGGCUGCAAUUUCACCUGGUAAUUCAACGAGAUCUCAACCGUUGACCAUAGAGGAGGAACUUAGGAACCUUCAGUUAAAGAAAUCCAAAGUCAAAUCUAGAAAGACUCCCGCAUCUAGUGACAAUGAAACUAUGUCUUUGCUUUCUCAAUCUGUCAGUCAACGGGCUGCUAGGAGAACAGACUCAGAGACGGAUUCUGUGAGAUCGGGGGUCUUUUCUGAUGUCCGCAGUGUAGUGUCAGGAAGGGGGCGUGGCUUACCACCAGGUCAGAAUCUUCAGAUAGGAAGAAACAAAACAGAGACGUUGAGAGGUCCCGAACCUUUUGUGCACAGGAGUUCUGAUACCUCAAGUUUAUCUUCCAGUGGUAGAGUUGGCAGCACUCAAGUUAUGCAGACCAGUAAAGGUGAUUCUCCGACAUUAUCUUUGGUACGUGAUCACCAAAAACCAGAAACGGACAGUGAACGAAAUUUACAUACCUCCAUGGGGAAAAGACAGGGUAGUUUACUCUCCUUGAGUUCUGGUGACGGCAGUGUGCUAUCAGCAUCUCUGCGAUCUCCGAUGAAUGGAAUGUUGGGUAGGCUGAUGAACAGUUUAGUCACCCCACCCCCCUCUGUCUCUCAACCAAGUGUCUCAGACUCAGAACUGUUAAAUUCCCAACCUCCCAGUGCCAACUAUAGACCUCAUCACACAGAUGGUUCCUCUGCUGAAAGUGUUCAGAGAAACAUUAGAACCUAUACCCCUUCCUCCUUACAAAGGCAGCAACCAUCUGUGGAUGAGUAUUUGUCCGCAAAUAUACCAUCUGGAUCUAUGCAAAACCCUGACAGUCAUAAAGUGCCAAAUAAGAGAAGUGAAAAUAGUCAAGUUUCUGGAGCAAGAUCAUUAUCAAGUGUAGGAAUGUCCUCAAGGAAAGUAGCAUCACCACCAUCAUCAUUGUCAUCAUCUCAUUGGAAAAUCAGACAAGGCUUGCAACCAGUAAAGAAAGCUCAGAAUAUUAAAGAUCAAAUGCUAGAUCUGGUUGCGGGGGCAAGGCAGGAAUCUUCUUUGCAGAAUAGAAAGACAGAAAUGAUGAGCAAAAUGCAGGGAGAUAGAAUUCUUGCAAAUCUUUCUGGAGGAGUCAAGUCAAAACUUACAAGUAUUGCAGAUAUGCCAAAAAAGUUUUAUGACAGUGUAUUGGUGCACAGUUUGAGAAAAGUGACUCCAUAUUUAAACUUUGAUGAUGUGCCUUUGGUCUCUGAAUUAAAGGAGAUUCUGAAAGGCUUUGAGUUCCCCUCACCAAUGCUUAUCCAGGCCUAUGGUUGGCCAGGUAUACUAAAGUUGAACCAUGUGGUGGGAAUCUCACCUGUACAAACAGGUAAAACAUUUACAUACCUGUGUCCUCUGCUUAGUGAGCUCCUCAAUCCACAGUCAUACCAAGAGCUGGCCAUAGGGAAUGGGCCUCUAGCAUUGAUACUAGUGUCCUCAUGGAAGAAAGCCCAGGGUGUGUAUGACAUCACCAGGGGACUCCUGAGGGAACACAGAAGACCCCGCCCACUCAUUAUUUACGGAGGGGGAUGUGAACACAACCAAUAUAUUCCGCUGAUGAAUGGCUGUGAGAUUCUGAUUGCGACACCACCAUGUUUGAUCAGAAUGAUCAAUCGCAGAUACACAGACCUUCAAAGACUCUGUCACCUGGUUGUAGAUGAUGCUGAAAUUGUGCUGAAAGAGUAUUCAGAAGAGGUGCAGAAGAUCAUGGAGUGGUUUGCUGAGGCCAGAAAGGAAAACAUCCACAAGUCUGUGCCCUAUCAGGUGGUUGCCAUGGGAACACAGUGGACACCCCCGGUUCUUAGCUUUACACAGGCCUACAUGCUGGACCCCACCAUUGUCAUCACCUCUAGGUUUGAAGCAGCCAUAUAUGGAAAAGUCACACAGCAAGUCCAUAUGUGUCCCAGUGCUCUGAGAUCGACCAGACUCCUGGAACUCCUGGAUGCCAUUUUGAAUAAAGGAAUGAAGGUCAUCAUAUUCACCACCACAGUCAAUGAUGUCUGUUUUAUAAUGGAGCUGCUGAAGAGCCACUCCCUGUGUUGUAAUAAGAUACACCACCAGAUGGACAGUUACGAGGUGGAGGCGGUCCUCCAUGACUGGAGCUCAGGCCUGGAGAAGGACAGUCCCAAACUGCUGGUUUGCACAGAUGAGUGUGUUGAUGAUAUGAAGAUAGAUGAUGCAAAUGCAGUGAUUCACUUUGACCUACCUUCCGAAUCCAAAACAAGAUUUGGCAAUCGACUGUCAUGCAUGAGGAAGUAUUAUGCAAAAUAUUCAGAAUCUGAAGAGCAGGAAGAAGGACAACUUGUAAAGCCCAUGUCCUACAUUUUAAUGACAGAACAUAGUACGGGGCAAGCUCGCUCAGUCCGAGACCUCCUGAAGCGACUCAAAACCCCCAUACCCAGGGAACUCGCUGCCAUGCUGGCCGGCAUGAAACAGCAACAAGAAGGGGACAAAGAAAAAGAACUGUGCAGUUAUCUUAAAGCAUAUGGUGUUUGCAGGUUUCAGAGCAGGUGCCCCCAUAGACACAUCAUCUUACCUGAUGUGGACAAACCAGCUAAUAGCUUUUUGACAUCUGGUGAAGUGAAGAUAUGUGUAGCUAAUGUUGUGAAUGCGACAUGUUACUACGCUCGCGUGUUAGAGCACCGUGCACAAGAUGGUACAUUGACGGACCUUUCAACAACAACUUUGUCCAUUACAUUCGAGUUGAAAAACUGGUUCUCUGUGGAAAAAAAUUGCAUCAGGCUUGGCAAUGUAUGUGCUGGAGAUGUGUGUGCAAUAGUAGAAGAUGACAGCUUCUUCAGAGUGCAAAUUCAAGACAUUAAGUGGAGCAAUUCCCCUGGCUCUAACAUAAUGCAAGCUCAGGUGUUCUUUGUGGAUGAAGGUCGGGUGAAGGAUGUCUCCAUCAUCAAACUCUAUGAACUUCCACCACACUUAAAGUCCUACCCUUUCCAGACUGUGGAGGUGUACUUGUGCAGGCUAAGACCCAUAGACAGGGAUGAAAACUGGACCUCCAAUGCUGAUCAGUAUGCCCACGAGUUAUUGCAAGACAAAGUUUUGUUUGGAAGAAUUGUUUUGAGUAUCGGACACACAGUGUGGCUGGAUCCUUUGGUGGAAAGACAGCACUUGAAGGGUUCCCAAACCACCAUCAAUAAGAUGUACAUCAGAUCGGAGCUCUUACACAAUGGAUACGCAGUGGAUAAUGAACAGCAUGUCCAAAACUUAUAUGAAUUGUGUGAAGGUUUGCUCCCUGUGCCUAACUUGGAAAACACUCAAGAAAAUUCAGAGCUGUCAGUAGAAACAGACCUACUGCCAGAGUCGGAGGAAUUCCACAAAGUGUGCAUCUCAGCAUGUGAUGACCCUGGACUCAUCUUUGUCCAGCGCUGUGUGUUUGUCAAACAAAUGGAUGCAAUGGUUGACACAAUCAACGACAGGCUACAGAAAGGGGAGUUCACUCCGAUGAAGGCCUCCUGCUGUAAAGUGGGCACCAUUUGUUUGGGGAAGUACACACAAGAUGACACCUGGUAUCGUGUCAAAAUCCUGGAGUGUUUGGAGGGAGGAGAGUACAAAGUGAUAUUUUGUGACCAGGGAGACACAGAAGUCUUGGCCUUAAACAGACUCAACCCGAUUCCUCAGGAGUGUUUUGAGAUUCCUAUGCUUGCCAUUGAGUGUGAAUUGGCCCAUGUUCAGCCAAGAGGCAAAAAAUGGGAUGAAAAAGUUGGAGAUGCAAUUUGGGAUAUGACUCACACUGUAGCAGGAGGGAAUAAACAUGUGAUGGCCAAGGUUGUUGGGAAAAAGGACUCAGUUUUUACAGGUGUUCACAGGUACGUGGUGGAAUUGUGGGAUACCUACACCGCCAACGACAUUAAUCUGGCCCAGGAGCUGGUUUGGUCAGGGCUUGUGGCACCAAAAGAGGGAUCUAAUCUCAUGGAAAUGUUCCCCAAACCUCCUGUCAUUGACUUCCAAUUGUACAGAAACCCAACUCAAAUGAUCAUGGAUCUGUGUGCUUGUUUAUACUGGAGGAAGGACCAAAAACGCAGAACUCGUCCAGCUCGGGAAAUACUUGACAUUGUUGAAAAAGCUGUUAAAAGUAGUCCAUUGGACCUGGUGGGCUACCGAGGACUUGCUGCAAUAAUUAAGCUGAUUGGUCGAUUGUCAGAUGACAAUGCCCACAAAUGUCUUCUGAGGAGUCUACUGGUGGCUGCUGAAGCCAGUGACAGACUCGCGGAAGAAAUUGUGAACCAAGAUGGUGACCACAGUGUCAUUCAGUGCUUAGAUCAAAGAAGCCAGCCAGAGAUCCAGUGUCAGGCAGUGGAUGCUAUAUAUAAACUGAUCAGCUGUAACAACAGGUUUGUGAAGGCGUUCAGUGACGCCUCAGUCCUUGAAGUUCUGUGUGAGAUCCUAGAGGUGGCCGACGAACGAGAGACACUGUAUGGAACAGGGAGAGCACUGAAUAUCAUCUGUAAAAAAUCCAAAAGUAUGUGCCGAUACCGGAAAAACCACGUCCGUCUUCCGGGACAACAAGAUUCAGUCAUCAAUGUUAUAACACAAUCACGUUCACAACUACCUGUCUCUACCAAGAAGUGUGCUUCUGAUAUUGUGUACCACUUCAAAGUCUGUCAUUUAAUUGCGGCAUCACUGGAACGCACCACCGACCUCGAGGCUUGCCGAGCUCUCCUGGAGUUUCUUGUGACACUAGUGGAUAAAAAUGGAAAACAAGAACCACUUCACAAUGAAAAACUUGCCAAAGUUGUUGUUUCCAAGAUGGAUUCGUUCUUCAAAGAUGAUGUGUGCAUUGCAAGUGGAGUGCGAUACUGUGAAAAUUUAUGCAAGGAGAACCGAAAGAAGAAGACAUUUCUGCUGGAACAAGGAGUUGUGGUUAUUCUGAAAAGGGCCAUCAAGCAAGAGAGGUUGAGUGUGGAGACGUGCAGGAGAUGUGAGUGGCUGAUGAACCACCUGGUGGUGCAGGUCCCCAUCUCCAGGGCCCUCAACAACCAGCCCAUCCACCCACGCAGGGCAGGGGCCCCGCACCAAAGGUUGGUUCCAAACAUAAAUUGGAUCCAGAACAAACGCAAUGUCAUCCUGGAGAUUCAAGUACCGCGAGCAAGAGACGCUCCUGUAAAACUCACUCCUAACAGUUUCAUGUUCAGAACUGUUGUGGAAGAUACUUUAUACGAGGCAAUGUAUGAACUAUACAGUAAAAUUGUCCCAAGUGGUUGUUAUGUGUCGGUUAAUCGGUCAGAGGUUCAAGUCAAGCUGAAGAAAGAGGAGCCAGGGACUUGGCCACGCCUCCUCAAAGAGAAGACAAAGUUUCCCAAUAUCAGAAUAAACUAUGACAAGUUUGCUGGCAGCUCAUCAGAGGAAGAUGUCUCAGAUGAAGACAAUCCAUUUGUUCUAAAGAAAAAAAAAAUAAAGAAAUUCCCUAAAGACAUGAAGAAGCCUAAAGGGGCAGCUGUAGACGUUAAAUACCAAGAGAGUGAAGAAGAUAGUGAAGAGGAGGAAGAUAGUGAAGAGGCAGCGAUGGGCUUCAGGACAUCACUAGUGGAUGACUAUGACCCUUAUGAUGUGUUUGGAAUGAUGUCAUGAUGUUAGCUGUGAUCGACUUAUCGUGCCAGUAUUUUAGAGAUGCAGUAAGCAAAAUUAAAGGCUUCCACAUGUUUAUCAGUGUAAAGGGUAAAGAUUUUGGCAGAUUUCUUGGUCUGCUCAUACUAAUGUGUUCAAUUUAGAAGACUAAUUAGAUUGUCAAUUACAUGCUCAUUGUUGAACUUUCACAAUUGUCCAUUAAUAUAUAGUUUGGUCUUUUUCCAUUGAUAUAUAGUGCUUACAUGCAUCACAUCAUCAAUACUUGUUAACCAUUGUUAUAGGACAAACAGCAUACCACGAAACGCAGGGAAAUUGAUAUCAGUAACAGCUGAUAAACAAACAGAACAGAAUUUAUAAGCAUUAUGUGGUUAAAAACUCUUAUUUGUUAUUUAAAAUACUUUAUUGUUUCAAGUUUUCUGACAAUCUUUUGGCCAAGUAGCCUUUUUGUAUUGAAUACGUAAAUCAUGAAGAAUGAUCUGAUUUUUAAAGAUAGUUUUCAGGUUACCUGAGUCACUCAGGUGACCUAUUGCUAUGCCUUUUUGUCUGUUGGUUGUCGUUCAUCUGUCGCAAACUUAUGAGUAUUUUAGGUUAUUCUCAUAAAAUACGAGGCCAGUCUUAACCAAGUUUGGUGAAGGAUCUGUAGAUGAGGGGGAAACAAAAAUUGAAAAAUUAAUGAUUCUUAACAUCAUGGCCAUAAAUAAUGGGAAGAACUGGGAAAAUUGAUUCAGAUUUUCAAAAUUCUCUUCUUUAUUUCUUGGCAUAUAGCAGACUAAAUAAGAUGUUGAGUUAGUAAAAAUCUGUACAAAUCUUGUAAAAUGCAUGGCCCAAGGGGCAGGGGUUUGGUGGGGCCACAAUGCGGGGUCAAAUUUUUGCCUAGGAAUAUUUUGAGAAAAUUUUAAAAAAUUUUCUCAAAAACCAUUUGCCCAAAAAGCUUAAACUUGUUUGUAAGCAUUAUCAGGUAGUGUAGAUUCAAGUUUGUUCAAAUCAUGACCCCCGUUGUAUGAUGGGGCCACAUAUGGGGUGGGGGCGGGGGUAAAUUUUUGAUAUAGAGAAAAAUCUUCUGGAAAAGCAUUCAGUCCAAAAGCAGAAACAUGUGUGAAAGCACAGGUUUUGCAGAUUAAAGUUUUAUCAAAUCAUGAUUUCCUAGAGAAAAGUGGGGCCACAAAGUGGGAGGAGGGGGUGAUUUUUAUAUAGGAAUAGAGAAAAACUUUCUUACAAAUGCUAAAACAACAAAAGGUGAUGGGUACUUACCAUAAAAGUAUGUAGAUAAAAAUCGGCAGAAUUUUUUAAAAACUUUUUGAGCAAGAUCUACUGUACUUAGUUGUCAAGAUAUUUUGAUUUUGAUACUGUUAUGUUGAUUGAAUCAGAGUUAUGGCUAUUGUUGCUCAGGUGAGUGAUGUGCCUCCUGGGCCUCUUGUUUAAAAUGGCUUUAUUAUACUCAGGUGACCGUUAAAGCCCACGCGCCUCUUGUUUUAAUGGCAAAUGAUAUAUAUUUUUUUACUUUUGAACUGUUUAUACUUUUGUAGUUACAACUGUUUAUUAUACGAUAUACAGAAUGUAUAUUAAAUUUUAACAUCAA